This is a messenger RNA of Arabidopsis lyrata subsp. lyrata, 2691 nucleotides long. RefSeq lists its product as uncharacterized. The record is from RefSeq and is a predicted model, not a curated record. The coding region runs from base 282 to 2297 and encodes 671 amino acids. Lineage: Eukaryota; Viridiplantae; Streptophyta; Magnoliopsida; Brassicales; Brassicaceae. The transcript has 2 exons.
AGAAAACGCUUCGGAUUUCGAGAUUUUAAUAUCGCAUGAUCGAAUUGUUUCCCGCCAAAGAAAAGUUGGCAAAUAGAGGAAUUACAAUUUAACCCGCGAAAUUGAAAAUGGAUUACAAAAGGUAGUCUUCUUGGUUCAGGUUCUAUUUUCUUUUCUCGGGAGCUCACAUUUCUCUCCACCGCCUCCUCGUCUUCUCACCAAAAGCAGAGGUGGGAUUGGACAAGGUCAUUUAUACUACUUUCUCGGGUUGGGGUUUCUAUGAUACUUGUGCUGGAUUGAUAAUGAGUAUCAACAGAGAUGAGGCUCUUAGAGCCAAAGAUCUAGCGGAGGGUUUGAUGAAAAAGACUGACUUUACUGCUGCUCGUAAGCUUGCAUUGAAGGCUCAAAAAAUGGAUUCCAGCCUGGAGAACAUAUCUCGUAUGAUAAUGGUGUGUGAUGUUCACUGUGCUGCAACAGAGAAGCUGUUCGGAACUGAGAUGGAUUGGUACGGUAUACUUCAGGUUGAGCAGAUCGCUAAUGAUAUUCUCAUCAAGAAACAGUACAAGAGGCUUGCGCUUCUUCUCCACCCUGAUAAAAAUAAGCUUCCGGGUGCUGAAGCUGCUUUUAAAUUGAUUGGUGAAGCCCAGAGGAUUCUUUUGGACAAAGAGAAAAGGAUGCUUCAUGACAUUAAACGCAAAAGUUUGAGAAUGCCUGCACCUGCACCGCCAUAUAAAACCCAACAGAUGCCGAAUUAUCACACACAACCUGUUUUUCGGGCAAGCGUCAGUACGAGGAACAUCUUCACUGAAUUGAGACCUGAAAACAGGCAUCCUUUCCAGAAAGCUCAAGCCCAACCAGCUGCUUUCAGUCACCCUACAACCUUUUGGACCACUUGUCCAUUCUGCCAGACGAGGUAUGAAUAUCAACGGGCACAUGUCAACAAGGAAGUCACUUGUCGCCCUUGUAUUAAAUGGUUCACUGCUUUUGAAGAACCUUUGCAGAGUGCACCACCGGCGAAAGGGCCAUGUCAGACUACUUAUUCCUUCCCACAACAGAGCAAAUUUUCAGACCAAAGGGCUUGCAGUGAACCACACAAGCGUUCAGAGAAUCUUCCUACUGUCUCCUCUAGCAAGGCGAGUUUCCCUAUGCCGGGUUCUACUGCAAAAAUCAAUGGGAAGAGGAAGAGAAAGAAUAUGGUUGAAUGUAGUGAAAGCAGCUCUGACAGUGAAAGUAGCAGUGAGUCAGAAGAUGUGACUAUGGCAGCACAAGAUUUGGGGGCCAAUGGAGGAGAGCAACCUCGGAGGUCAGUCCGUAGCAAGCAGAAGGUUUCCUAUAAUGAGAAUUUGAGCGAUGAUGAUGUAGACUUAGUCAACCACAAUGGGAAAGGGUCCGGAAAAAACAUAGAUACUGAAAGGGAAGAAGAGACAAAGGAGGAAAAGCAGAAAAAUGAGGAUCAUAGCUCUACUGAAAGCGUAGACAUGAAGGGGAAGAUAAAAGUUGACCAGGUGGUAACCCCUUCUGGUGCGAGUGAUUCAGAGGAAGAUUUAAGUUCAGGGAGUGCAGAAAAACCAAAUUUGAUCAACUAUGAUGAUCCUGAUUUCAACGAGUUCGAUAAGUUGAGGGAAAAAAGCUGUUUUCAAGCUGGCCAGAUCUGGGCUGUGUAUGAUGAAGAAGAGGGGAUGCCUAGAUUUUAUGCUCUCAUAAGAAAAGUGACAACUCCGGAUUUCAUGCUUAAGUACGUAUGGUUAGAGGUAGAUCAAGAUCAAGAGAAUGAAACACCAAAGUUGCCCGUCUCUGUUGGUAAGUUUAAAGUUGGGAAUAUGGAGGAGACGAAUGAGUGUUCCAUUUUCUCUCGUUUGGUCUACAGCACAACAAGAAUCAGGGGUCGCAAGUUUACGGUAUUCCCAAAGAAAGGAGAAACAUGGGCCCUUUUCAAGAACUGGGACAUCAACAGCUCCGCUGACUCAGUUUCUCCUAUUAAGUACGAGUAUGAAUUUGUUGAGAUCCUGUCUGAUCAUGCAGAGGGAGCCACGGUGUCAGUUGGGUUCUUGUCUAAAGUGAAAGGCUUUAAUUGUGUUUUCUGUCCGAUGCCGAAGGAUGAGUCAGACACUUGUGAGAUUCCACCUCAUGAAUUCUGUAGAUUCUCACAUAGCAUUCCGUCAUUCAGAUUAACAGGAACAGAAGGAAGAGGCGUAACCAAGGGUUGGUAUGAGCUUGACCCAGCUGCUUUACCAGUCUCCGUCUCUCAAAAUCUAUCAGGAGAUGAAGCAGCUCAAGACCGAGACCAUCAAUGUCCACCUUCAGGAUUUGCCUCUUGAUAUUAUCUCAGUCAGAGGCUCUGUUGUGUCCAUGACUUGCUCAAAUCAAAGUUCUUGGAGCUCGUUUAUUUUGUUCAAGCGUACAGGUUUACAGACAAGAGAAACCAAAGCUCCUCAGAGGCUUCGUUAAGCUCGAUCCCUCUCUGUUGUCUUGUGACAUACUCGAGUCAUGAUACUGGUUGGAUUUUUUUUUGUUAUAUGUCUUCUAGCUCUUGCGUUUCUUUUCUUUUUAGGUUCACUCAGACUUGAAACUUAACCAGUAUUUGUCUCAAUACUUCAUUGUUGCUAGAGUAAGAAACUGUUGAAUGAAGUGGUGAAAACCCUUUUUGGCCAUGUUGUGCUUGUACCAUCCAUUUUUCACUUGUAAAAUAGCAUGAGUGUCGAUUUCUGUUUA